UCAUUGAAGUUAAGUUUGUGAAUACAGAUGAAGUGUUUAAAUAAUUACUUCAGUUAAAUCUUAUACUUCUUUCGCCGAAAAGACUUAAAUAUGCUGAUGAAAAAGUAUAACACUAUCAUGCUUAAAUUUCAAACUAGUUAAAAAGUUUUGAACGUCGCUGAGAUGGAUCGGUUUAACAAAUCCUGUAUUUUAGUGUGUGCAGCUUUUACAUUAGGUGGAUUGGCAUUAUUAACUACUAUAGUUUCAAUAUCUACAAACUACUGGUUGUAUGUAACGGAGGAACUUUCACUUAAGUAUUUUAUAACAUACGACACCAUUGAAUAUGAAGAAAUGGAUGAAUCAAUGGAAAACAGUACUUUUCCUGACAAAUUCGAAGUUUCUCUUGUGAUAGGAUUAUGGCGAUUUUGUUCAGUUGCCAUGGAAUUCACCUUUUGUGAGAAUUUGGAUUACAAGAUACCGAAAAUAGAACGCCAGGAGGUUGCCAUUUCAAUUGCUGAAUCACAGAGAGAAGCGUCUCCAAUGUUUCUCACAGCUCUCGUUUUACUCAUUGUUUCUGGGAUAUUUAACGUGAUGGGAAAUAUCAAAUGGUUUAGGGUAACAAUGGUGGCAAGCAUUAGUUACAUAUUAACAGCACUUUUUAUUGUGGUUGGCAUGGUAAUUUACAUUGCUAACAUACAGAGAGAAAUGCAGAAAGUAGCAGAUUUAAAGAGAAAAGACGUGUCAGUAGAUUGUAGUUAUGGUUGGUCAUUCUAUGUCAUGUGGUUGAGUUUCAUCAUGUCUUUUGCUGAUGCAAUCAUAUGUAUAGUUAUAUUCCUUAAUGAAUGGAAAAAGAUUCAUAGCACAGCCGAGAUCAAGAUGCAGCUGACCAAUAUAUCUGAUGAGAACGAAAUGACUGUGUGAUAACUCAUUAUUUACAUUUUUAUGAAUUCGCUAAAAUAAUUCAACAUAAAGACAUUUUCUAUUAUUUUCCAACAUUAUGUGGAAAUUUAAGCACACUAACUUUCUUUUGUGAUUAAAGAAAUACAUAUUCUUUA
Messenger RNA from Mytilus californianus (California mussel), 1034 nucleotides. Its product is annotated as voltage-dependent calcium channel gamma-8 subunit-like. The record is from RefSeq and is a predicted model, not a curated record. The coding region runs from base 163 to 900 and encodes 245 amino acids. Lineage: Eukaryota; Metazoa; Mollusca; Bivalvia; Mytilida; Mytilidae. Gene Ontology annotation, molecular function: voltage-gated calcium channel activity; channel regulator activity. Gene Ontology annotation, biological process: positive regulation of synaptic transmission, glutamatergic; postsynaptic neurotransmitter receptor diffusion trapping; neurotransmitter receptor internalization. The transcript has 4 exons. Gene Ontology annotation, cellular component: postsynaptic density membrane; AMPA glutamate receptor complex.